Molecule: messenger RNA, 1276 nt
Organism: Juglans microcarpa x Juglans regia
Lineage: Eukaryota; Viridiplantae; Streptophyta; Magnoliopsida; Fagales; Juglandaceae
Product: transcription repressor MYB5-like
Exons: 2
Coding region: 1-978 (325 amino acids)
Source: RefSeq, a predicted model, not a curated record
AUGAGGAACCCAUCGUCGUCGUCGUCUUCAGCAGCAGCCGCAAAAGGAGGGUCUGGGUCUACCACGACCCCCUGCUGCAGUAAGGUGGGGCUGAAGAGAGGGCCGUGGACGCCGGAGGAGGACGAGCUUCUCUCCAAUUACAUCAACAAGGAAGGGGAGGGACGCUGGCGGACCCUCCCCAAGCGUGCCGGCCUUCUCCGCUGCGGCAAGAGCUGCCGCCUCCGCUGGAUGAACUAUCUUCGUCCCAACGUCAAGCGUGGCCAGAUCGCUCCCGACGAAGAGGAUCUCAUUCUUCGUCUCCAUCGCCUCCUCGGCAACCGGUGGUCUCUGAUAGCUGGGAGAAUUCCGGGACGUACAGACAAUGAGAUAAAGAAUUACUGGAAUACUCACCUCAGUAAAAAGUUGAUCAGCCAAGGCAUAGAUCCAAGAACCCAUAAGCCUCUAAACCACGACUCCUCCCCCGUUAUCAAUGCCAAAGCAACUUCAUCAAAAAUCAAACUCCUCCCGAACCCUAAUCCUAAUCCCACUUCUCCGGUUGUUACAGAUCAUGACACUCCCAACAGUGACAGUGGAACCCCCAUCAAGGAAAAUGGAUACUUCCAGAGUGCUAAUUUGGAUCAGUAUCAAGCCUCUGGGUCGAGAACGGUAGCUGUUGGCUAUACUAAUAAUUUGCCAAACUCAGAUGGUUCGGUGAUGGGCUUGAAAAGCAACAAUGGAUUCAGCACCGAAGAAGAAGAUGACAUAAAUUACUGCUCGGAUGACGUAUUCUCUUCAUUCCUGAACUCUUUGAUCAAUGAAGAUGGAUUCGCCGCCCAACACCAAUUGCAACAACAGGCUGCUACGGGCAUUGCACCAGUGUCUGACCCUUUGCUUUCGAUCAAUGUAUCGAGUUUUGGACUUGGUGCUGGCUGGGAGUCUGCAAUCAUGUCUUCCAGUUUCAACCAAAAUGACCCCAAGAGGGUUAACGAUCAGAUUUAGCAGACUUUCCAUGCCACCUGUUUGAAUCGGGCAUGGAAUUAAGUGCAGUACUUGGUAAUUAGUUAAUGAGAAUUUCUAGCAAGAUAAUACAAACGGUGCGCACCGUUUGUAUUAUCAAUUAUGAUUUUAUGUAUGUUGUCUAUUUUUGUUGAUCCACUCGUUAUUCUCGGCGGGCCGUCUUGUGUUGUAUUUGUGGUGAUAUGUAUUAUUUAUAUCAUAGACAAGUUAAGCAUAAAUAUUGAACAGUACGUUGUAAUAUUCUAUGGUUUGCAUCGUAUAUAAUGGCUUUUCAGUGUGA